UUAGCUGCUUCGCUGAGGGCGGACGGACGGAUCGAGAGACGGAGGAAACGCUAGAGCCUGAGCGGGGCCCGGGCAAAGCUCUGUUGGUGCUGGGAGGAACAGCCCCAGCCCGGCCCCGCGGGGGGGAGAUGGCGUCCUACGUGGAUAACAGCUUCCGCCAGGCGGUGAUGAAGAACCCAGCCGAGAGGAGCCCCCAGGAUCUGGAAAUAGUGUAUUCCUAUUUACAUGGAAUGGAAGCUUUGUCCAACUUAAGGGAGCAUCAACUCAGAUUAAUGUGUGAAACUGUGAGAUAUGAAAGACAUGAAGCAAAUGAGGUUUUGUACUAUCCUGAUGAUAUUGGUACCUGUUGGUAUAUCCUUCUCUCCGGUUCAGUGUUCAUUAAGGAGUCUAUGUUUCUUCCAAGGAGCAGUUUUGGCAAACGUUCUGCAGGAAGCUUUAGGCGGGGCUGUGAAUGCAUUGUUUUGGAACCAUCUGAAAUGAUUGUGGUGGACUAUAUGGAUGAAAAUGAAGAAUAUUUUCAACGACAAGCUUCUCAUCGACAGUCUAGAAGGAGAUUUAGAAAAAUUAACCAGAAAGGUGAAAGACAAACAAUCAUUGACACUGUGGAUCCUUACCCUGUCGGAAAGCCUCCUUUACCUAGAGGUUAUCAUACGGAAUGCACUAAAUCUCAGCUUCCCGCAGAUUUCACAAAACUCCACCUCACUGACAGUCUCCACCCCCAGGUGACCCACGUUUCUUCCAGUCAUUCAGGAUGUAGCAUCACUAGUGAUUCUGGAAGCAGCAGCCUCUCUGAUAUCUACCAGGCCACAGAAAGUGAGGCUGGUGAUAUGGACCUGAGUGGGCUGCCAGAAACUGCAGUGGAUUCAGAAGAUGAUGAUGAUGAAGAGGACAUUGAGAGAGCCUCAGAUCCUUUGAUGAGCAGGGAUAUCGUUAGAGAUUGCUUGGAGAAAGACCCAAUUGACCGGACAGAUGAUGACAUUGAACAACUUUUGGAAUUUAUGCAUCAGUUACCUGCUUUUGCAAACAUGACUAUGUCUGUUAGAAGAGAACUCUGUGCUGUGAUGGUUUUUGCAGUGGUAGAAAGAGCAGGAACUAUAGUAUUAAAUGAUGGAGAAGAGCUGGACUCCUGGUCAGUAAUCUUAAAUGGUUCAGUGGAAGUGACUUAUCCAGAUGGAAGAACAGAGAUUUUAUGUAUGGGGAACAGUUUUGGUGUCUCCCCUACCAUGGACAAGGAAUACAUGAAAGGAGUAAUGAGAACAAAAGUGGAUGAUUGCCAGUUUGUCUGCAUAGCUCAGCAAGAUUACUGCCGCAUUCUCAACCAGGUGGAAAAGAACAUGCAAAAAGUAGAAGAGGAAGGAGAGAUAGUUAUGGUGAAAGAACACAGAGAACUUGAUCGUACUGGAACAAGAAAAGGUCACAUUGUCAUCAAGGGCACUUCAGAAAGGUUAACAAUGCAUUUGGUUGAAGAACAUUCAGUGGUGGAUCCAACAUUUAUAGAAGAUUUCCUACUGACCUACAGGACCUUUCUGUCCAGCCCAAUGGAAGUGGGGAAAAAGUUAUUGGAGUGGUUCAAUGACCCUAGCCUCAGGGAUAAGGUUACACGGGUAGUGUUGUUGUGGGUGAAUAAUCACUUCAAUGACUUUGAAGGGGAUCCUGCCAUGACUCGGUUUCUAGAAGAGUUUGAAAACAAUUUGGAGAGAGAGAAAAUGGGUGGACAUCUGAGGCUAUUAAAUAUUGCCUGUGCAGCUAAAGCCAAGCGGAGAUUGAUGACACUCACAAAGCCUUCGCGGGAAGCUCCUUUGCCUUUCAUUUUGCUUGGAGGUUCUGAGAAGGGAUUCGGUAUCUUUGUGGAUAGCGUGGAUUCAGGUAGCAAAGCAGCAGAAGCAGGCUUGAAGCGUGGGGACCAGAUUUUAGAGGUAAAUGGUCAAAAUUUCGAAAACAUUCAGCUCGCAAAAGCUAUGGAAAUUCUGAGAAAUAAUACACAUUUAUCUAUCACUGUGAAAACCAAUUUAUUUGUGUUUAAAGAACUUUUAACACGAUUAUCAGAGGAGAAAAGAAAUGGUGCCCCACAUCUCCCCAAGAUCGGAGACAUUAAAAAGGCCAGUCGCUACUCCAUCCCAGACCUUGCAGUGGAUGUGGAGCAGGUGAUAGGACUCGAAAAAGUGAAUAAGAAAAGCAAGGCAAACACGGUGGGGGGAAGGAACAAGCUCAAAAAGAUCCUCGACAAGACUCGGAUCAGUAUUUUGCCACAGAAACCAUAUAAUGAUAUUGGAAUUGGCCAGUCUCAGGACGACAGCAUUGUAGGAUUACGGCAGACAAAGCACAUCCCAACGGCAUUACCUGUCAGUGGAACCUUAUCAUCUAGUAAUCCUGAUUUAUUGCAGUCACAUCACCGCAUUUUAGAUUUCAAUACCACUCCAGAUUUACCAGACCAAGUUUUAAGGGUUUUUAAGGCAGACCAGCAGAGCCGCUACAUCAUGAUCAGCAAGGACACGACAGCAAAGGAAGUGGUCAUUCAGGCCAUCAGGGAAUUUGCUGUGACUGCCACACCUGAUCAAUACUCCUUGUGUGAGGUCUCUGUUACUCCUGAGGGAGUAAUUAAACAAAGAAGACUCCCAGAUCAGCUUUCCAAACUGGCUGACCGAAUACAACUGAGUGGAAGGUAUUAUCUGAAAAACAACAUGGAGACAGAAACCCUUUGUUCAGAUGAAGAUGCCCAGGAGUUGUUGCGAGAAAGUCAGAUUUCAUUAUUACAGCUCAGCACCGUUGAAGUCGCUACGCAACUCUCUAUGCGGAAUUUUGAACUUUUUCGUAACAUCGAACCCACAGAAUACAUUGAUGAUUUGUUUAAGCUCAAAUCAAAAACUAGCUGUGCAAACCUAAAAAAAUUUGAGGAAGUUAUUAACCAGGAAACAUUUUGGGUAGCAUCUGAAAUCUUACGGGAGACCAACCAGCUAAAGAGGAUGAAGACGAUUAAACAUUUCAUCAAGAUAGCAUUACACUGUAGGGAGUGCAAGAAUUUUAACUCAAUGUUUGCAAUCAUCAGUGGCCUAAACCUGGCACCAGUUGCAAGACUUCGAACUACUUGGGAAAAACUUCCCAGCAAAUACGAAAAGUUAUUUCAGGAUCUCCAGGACCUGUUUGAUCCCUCUAGAAACAUGGCAAAAUAUCGCAAUGUCCUAAACAGCCAAAACCUGCAGCCUCCUAUUAUCCCUCUUUUCCCUGUAAUCAAGAAAGAUCUUACAUUCCUUCAUGAAGGAAAUGAUUCAAAAGUGGAUGGGUUGGUUAAUUUUGAAAAGCUGAGAAUGAUUGCAAAAGAAAUUCGCCAUGUUGGUCGUAUGGCUUCAGUUAACAUGGAUCCAGCCCUAAUGUUUAGAACUAGGAAGAAGAAAUGGAGGAGUUUGGGGUCUCUCAGUCAAGGUAGUACAAAUGCAGCAGUAUUAGAUGUCGCACAGACUGGCGGACACAAAAAGCGUGUUCGCCGGAGUUCCUUCCUCAAUGCCAAAAAGCUAUAUGAAGAUGCCCAAAUGGCUCGCAAGGUUAAACAGUACCUGUCCAAUUUGGAUCUAGAAAUGGAUGAGGAGAGCCUUCAGACAUUAUCUUUGCAGUGUGAACCGGCAACUAACACCUUACCUAAGAAUCCUGGAGAAAAGAAGUCUGGCAAACCCGAUACAUCCCCGGUCGCUUCACGAGCAGGAACACAGCAGAAGGCACAGGCACAGCCACCACCGCAGCAGCAACCACCACCCCCAGCACACAAAAUAAACCCUGGAUUGCAGGUUCCUGCAGUUUCUCUCUAUCCAUCACGAAAAAAAGUACCUGUAAAGGAUCUCCCUCCUUUUGGUAUCAACUCUCCACAAGCUUUAAAGAAAAUUCUUUCUUUGUCAGAAGAAGGAAGUUUGGAACGUCAUAAGAAACAAGCAGAAGAUACGAUAUCAAAUGCAUCUUCACAACUCUCUUCUCCUCCAACUUCUCCACAAAGCUCUCCAAGAAAAGGUGGCAGUGGCAAUCAGCUGAGAUCUUAUGGCUCCAGACAGUCGGACCUAACCAGUUCCUCCUCUUCUCUUGGAAGUUAUACUUUGGCUCCUAGUGGCACUGUGGAUAACUUUUCAGAUUCUGGUCACAGUGAAAUUUCUUCCCGAUCUAGUAUUGUCAGCAAUUCUUCCUUUGACUCAAUGCCAGUCUCACUGCAUGAUGAGAGGAGACAGCGGCAUUCUGUCAGCAUUGUGGAAACUAAUCUAGGUAUGGGCAGAAUGGAGAGGCGAACUCUGCUUGACCCAGAUCAGUAUAGUUUAGGAUCCUACGCACCAGUGUCAGAGACUCGGGGUUUAUACGCCGGGGCUACAGUGAUUUCUUCCCCAAGUACAGAAGAACUUUCACAGGACCAGGGAGACAGAGCUUCACUGGAUGCAGCAGACAGUGGCCGCGGAAGCUGGACUUCUUGCUCAAGUGGUUCCCACGAUAAUAUACAGACUAUCCCGCACCAGAGAAGCUGGGAGACGCUUCCUUUCGGGCACGCUCAUUUUGAUAGUGCAGGGGAUGGUGCAGCCUUGUGGGCUUCAGGUAGUCACAUGGACCCGGUUCUGUUUCCUGAUCAUAGCACAAAAUACAACAGACAGAAUCAAAGUCGGGAGAGUCUGGACCAAGCCCAGUCAAGGGCGAGCUGGGCAUCCUCAACCGGAUACUGGGGAGAAGACUCAGAGGGUGACACAGGCACCAUCAAACGAAGGGGUGGGAAGGAUGUUUCCAUUGAAGCGGAGACAAGUAGUAUCACCUCUGUGACGACAGAAGAGACAAAGCCUGUCCCAAUGCCCGCUCACAUAUCGGUGACAUCAAAUACUUCUGCGAAGGGUCUUAUUGCUCGAAAAGAAGGCAGGUAUCGAGAACCACCACCGACCCCUCCAGGCUAUGUAGGCAUCCCCAUCACCGAUUUCCCAGAUGGACAUUCACAUCCAGCCAGCAGGAAACCUCCAGACUACAAUGUCGCACUCCAGAGGUCUCGAAUGGUGGCCCGGACAUGUGAAACACCCGGGCCCUCCACAUUACAGCAGCCGCACGGUCAUCCAACAAGCCGGCCCGUGAACAAACCUCAGUGGCAUAAACCAAAUGAGUCAGACCCACGCCUGGCUUCCUAUCAGCCUCAAGGGUUUUCCACAGAGGAGGAUGAAGAUGAGCAAGUCUCUGCUGUCUGAGAAUUGGGGCUUUUCUGGAUCCAGAGUGAGCCACCGAAAAAAGGAGAGCACAAGAAGAUGUCCCUAGUGUAGGAGCCUUGGAACUCAAAUCCAAAGGAUGGUGGACCGAUUUGCCUCCUUCCCUGCCUUAAAGCAGCAUGGGGCUUCUUCUCUCCCUUCUUCCCCAUCCCUCUUGCAUGUGAAAUACUGUGAAGAAAUUGCCCUGGCACUUUUCAAACUGUGUUGCUUCCAAUGCCCAGUGCAGCCUUCUCCAAACCUCCCCGCCAUCGCUGGUCUACCACCUCACGCGAUACCAUUCCAUAAAUUCCAAGAUCUUCACCCUAUCCAGGUGAUUCACUCGGGCUGCACUUCUCAUGCCCAGAAGGGUGGGGUGGUUUUUUUUUUUUUAUUGUUUUGUUUUUAAACCUUCCUUUGAGAUUUUAAUCAUUAUCCUAGCACUUGGUCUCAUUGGGGGUAAAUGAGAUAAGCCAGCCAUUGAUCGAUUUGGGGCCUUUAUCCUACCAAGGAAGAAAGCAGAGACGUGAUGAAAUCCUCUUGAGUUCAGUGCUCAUUUGCUUGUUUACAAUGCCUAUUUUUGUUACGGUUUCUAAAUAUUGUGUUCAGAGAGUAAAUGUUAUUCUAUAUGUGGAAGAAUUACAGUAUUAUUUUGUACCUUUUUUUAAAGUAGGGUUGCCAGCCUGGGUUUUGUAAAACCAAAUAAACCAGACAUGGUCUUGCUCUACAGAGAAGCAUGGUAGGCGUAACGAUGCUCUCUCUGUUUGCCCCGGUAGCCCGUCCCAGGAAAUGCCCCGUCCUGGACGCAUGAAGUCUUAGCCAAUUGUUAAAUUAACAAGAACCCUGUCUACUCCCCCCUCUUCUCCCCCCAAACCCUUUUCCUUCUCCCCCCCCCCCAGUGGGCAGAGCCUUUAUGCAGAACUAAGCAUUUGCACGUAUCCAGUAGAGGGAAAUAGGACUUUCUGUGUCCUGUGUCUGAGCCUUGUGGAGCCCCAGAGAGCUUUCCUUUACAAGGAAGAUCCUGCUUCAGGAAGAUGGAUGGCAACCCCACCUCUAAGUUAUAUUUCUAUGACCUUUUUGUUGUCGUCGUCAUUCUUGUUGAUUUAGAGAUUUAGUUAUUUUCAGAGAAAAAGUUAUAACUGGAUAAUAUUGCAGUAAAAGCAGCUUGGGAUGUCAGGCGGAUGCCGGCUGUUUGAACUGCUUCUGAGUCAGUCUCCUUCCUCUGGCUUGGUGUAUUAAGGAAUACACAAGCCAGGGGAGCGAUCAAAGAUAAAUAACCCGGUUAGAUAUGCCCGCCUCGGCAAUGCAGACUCUUCCUGGAAAGAGGAGACCGUUCGAUGGCUUUAGGAACGCUGCGAUGUCUAGAGAAAGGCCAACGUGUAGCAACCACCUGCUCACAGCUGCUAUUAACCCCACCAUGACUGAAAUGACCCCCUCCGCUCUAUUUUUGUGUUGUUUUUGCACAGACUCCGGAAAAGUGAAGGCUGCCAAUCCGAGUAGUGCUCCGAUGGGAGGAACUGCCGGUCUGGGAUAUUUUUUUUUCCAUUAAACUCAGCUGAUCAUAUUGAUCGGUAGAUAAAACGUAAAUAGCUUCAACUUUUAAAAGUCAAAUUGCAGUGUUUUUUCACUGUAUCAAACCAUGUCAGUGCUUUAUUUAAUAAUCCUCUCCUGUAAUCAUGGCUUUGUCUACUUGCUUAUAUAUCACAUUGUCAAUUAUGCAUUUGUAAUUUUACAUAGAAUAUGCAUUCUUUGCCGGUUUUAUUAUAUAGGCUAUGGACCUCAUGUGCAUAUAGAAAGACAGAAAUCUAGCUCUAUCACAAGUUGCACAGAUGUUAUAUAAGCAUUAAGUAAUUGUAGAACCUAGGACGGCUAAACUAAAGUUCACUCUGUGAUGUCCAGUGCAGAAUGUACAAUGAAUUAACUGGUGAUUUCCUCAUACUUUUGAUACUACUUGUACCUGUAUGUCUUUUAGAAAGACAUUGGUGGAGUCUGUAUCCCUUUUGUAUUUUUAAUACAAUAAUUGUACAUAUUGGUUAUAUUUUUGUUGAAAAUGGUAGAAAUGUACUAUGUUUAUGCUUCUACAUCCAGUUUGUACAAAGCUGGAAAAUAAAUAAAUAUAACAG
Molecule: messenger RNA, 7309 nt
Organism: Gracilinanus agilis (Agile Gracile Mouse Opossum)
Lineage: Eukaryota; Metazoa; Chordata; Mammalia; Didelphimorphia; Didelphidae
Gene: RAPGEF2
Product: Rap guanine nucleotide exchange factor 2
Exons: 31
Coding region: 129-5192 (1687 amino acids)
Biological process (GO): positive regulation of ERK1 and ERK2 cascade; small GTPase-mediated signal transduction
Molecular function (GO): protein binding; guanyl-nucleotide exchange factor activity
Source: RefSeq, a predicted model, not a curated record